Molecule: messenger RNA, 2307 nt
Organism: Alligator sinensis (Chinese alligator)
Lineage: Eukaryota; Metazoa; Chordata; Crocodylia; Alligatoridae
Gene: KLC3
Product: kinesin light chain 3
Exons: 12
Coding region: 4-2049 (681 amino acids)
Biological process (GO): axo-dendritic transport
Cellular component (GO): kinesin complex; membrane-bounded organelle; cytoplasm
Molecular function (GO): kinesin binding
Source: RefSeq, a predicted model, not a curated record
CUGAUGCCCUGGCUGGGUCCUGGGCAGGCCCCAUGGCGUGGCCCCCGUGCCCAGGCUGCACGCCGUGGCCAGGGUUUGGGGACCUCCGUCUGGGGGCAAGCGGCGCUUUGCUCCGUGCCUGCAGCCGUGCACACGUGGGCUUGCUCACAUGUGUGCUGUGGGCCAGCGAGUGCAGACGCGCUCCCUGGGCACCAGCUGACAGGACCAGUUCCCGUGCUCCACCCUGCGCAGGGCAAGCUGGGGCCCGUCCGUGCCUCUGGCUGGGGCUGUGUCUGGUGCCGCCUGGGCCAUGGAGCUUCCACGCCCCGCCUGUGCCCACCCACAGGGACCUGCCAGCGCCUCCGUGUCCCUGCCCUGCUACCCCCACCUGCCCCUUGGCCUGGUGCUGAGGACUGUGUUGCUUCAGCAGGUGGGCAGGCAGGCAACACCAUGUCGGUGGUGGCAGGGCUGGGUGAGGGCACUGGGGGCCGGCCAACAGCAGACGACAUCGUGGCCAGCACACGGCAGGUGGUGAAGGGGCUGGAAGCGCUGCGCGGUGAGAACUGUGCCAUCCUGCUGCAGCUGCAGGGCAGCCUGCACUGCUGUCCCGAUGCCGUGCCUGGGACGGAGCUGGAACCCACGUCUGCCGGGGACUGGGCCCUGGAGCUACUGGAGGAGAAGCACGAGCUCGUCUGCAGGAUCCUGGAGGGCAUCGAGCUGGGGCUCGGGGGGGCGCAGCUCCUGCUGGCGCUGUCGUCCCAUGUCGGGGCGCUGGAGGCGGAGAAGCAGAAGCUGCGGGCUCAGGCCAAGCGGCUGGGCCAGGGGAACCAGUGGCUGUGGGAGCAGCUGGCGGGCCCCCAGCAGCGCCUGCAGCAGUGGCAGGAGGCCGUGGCCCAGCUGGAGGAGGAGAAGCGGCACCUCGAGUUCCUGAACCAGCUCAAGCAGUACGAGGCCCGUGACGAGCUGCUGGAGAAGGACGAGGCACCGGAGCGGGAUGACGGGCUAAGCGGGCUCUUCACAGGCGAUGAGGAAACGCGGCCGGACGGUGUGGCGGGGAACGCAGCCCAGCCAGGUGGUUACGAGAUCCCGGCGCGGCUGCGGACACUGCACAACCUGGUGAUCCAGUACGCAGCCCAGGGUCGCUACGAGGUGGCUGUGCCUCUCUGCAAGCAGGCACUGGAGGACCUGGAGAAGAGCUCAGGCCACAACCACCCCGACGUGGCCACCAUGCUCAACAUCCUGGCCCUCGUCUACCGGGACCAGAACAAGUACAAGGAGGCCACGGAGCUGCUGAAUGAUGCGCUGGACAUCCGGGAGCAGACCCUGGGCGCCGAGCACCCAGCUGUGGCUGCCACGCUGAACAACCUGGCAGUGCUGUACGGCAAGCGUGGCCGGUACAAGGAGGCCGAGCCGCUGUGCCAGCGGGCACUGGAGAUCCGUGAGAAGGUCCUGGGCACCGACCACCCUGAUGUGGCCAAGCAGCUCAACAACCUGGCGCUGCUGUGCCAGAACCAGGGCAAGUUCGCAGCAGUGGAGCAGUACUACGCCCGUGCCCUGCGCAUCUACCAGGCCCGACUCGGCCCCCGUGACCCCAGCGUGGCCAAGACCAAGAACAACCUGGCCUCUUCAUACCUGAAGCAGGGCAAGUACCGGGAGGCAGAGGAGCUGUAUAAGGAGAUCCUGACCUGCCAUGACCAGGACCUGGUGCCCAUGCAGGAUGGUGAUGGCCCCGCAGUGCAGAGUGGCACCAUGCCUCACAGCCGGUCGAGCUGUAUCUCGCAGGCUGGCAGCAGCCUGCGGCGCAGCAGCUCCUUCUCCAAGCUGCGGGAGUCCAUUCGGCGUGGCAGCGAGAAGCUGGUCUCCCGGCUCCGGGGCGAGAGUGCACGGGGCACCCCCCCCAAUGCCGGGCUGAAACGCGCCAGCUCCCUGAGCGUCCUGCAUGUUGGGGAGAGGCCAGCGGCCCCUGUGCUGUCCCUCCUGGCUGCCAGCCACAGCCUGCCCGAGAGCCGGGCGCUCAGCUCUAGCACCCAGACCCUUGCGCCUAGCAGCUCCCCGCCCAGUGCCAGCUAGGACCCACCUAAGGAACUGAGCCCACGACCUGCAUUAGCCCAGCUGCAGUCACCCCAACCGCACCGGGCCCUGCUGCUCAAUGCCAGCCACCGUAGCAAGAGUCGCUCUCUCAGGAAGGUCCUGCCCUGGCUGGGCAUAAAGCAUCUGCUGCCUUAACCAUCUGCAGCCCAGCUGUCCAUCUAGCCGUCCUGUAUUUAUUGUAUUUAUAGCAUGGAGCAAGGCCAGUGUGGCCACGCAAUAAAGGCAUCGGUAGCUACU